Molecule: messenger RNA, 1410 nt
Organism: Cucumis melo (muskmelon)
Lineage: Eukaryota; Viridiplantae; Streptophyta; Magnoliopsida; Cucurbitales; Cucurbitaceae
Exons: 4
Coding region: 1-1410 (469 amino acids)
Source: RefSeq, a predicted model, not a curated record
AUGGGAAAGUUAGAGUGGUACUUUGGAGGUCGAUCAUCAUCUUCUCGCCGAGCCACCACCGCCGAUGAUCAUUCCCGACGACGUCGUUCUCUUCCAAGUUGUAUCAGCACCCUCUUUCACUUCUUUGAUUUUCGUUCCUCUCAUUUUACUCGCAUCGUCUUCGACAAUCACCAUUCGUCCUCCUUUGACCAGCUAUCGCAUCAUCACCAAGCUCUACAACCCAAAGCUUCCCAUCAUGGUGUUGAAGCACCAAGGAACAGCUUGGAAUUAGAUGGAGAUUCAAUUUCUUGCUUAAGAAAUAAAGAAGAAUAUUUGCAACUUCAAAUGGAACUUCAAAUCAAAACUAGAAAUGGUAGCACGAAAUCAAAACCAAGCGACCAACAACUUCCAAAUAAUGAUCACAUUAUUGCAUUAGAAUCUCCAAGUACAAAGACACCAAAUCUCUUGGCAAGACUAAUGGGUCUUGAUAAUUUUCCUCAAACCUCCUCUUCUUCCUAUUGUCGUUGUGGCCUAAACCUCGAAACACGUUCUCUUACGGAGAGUCUGAGGAAUUCCUCAUCAAGGCUAUCAAACGUCGAUUGUCAUCAUCGUCGCCUCUCACUCCAGAUUAAUAUUCAAGAAAAAGAAAACAACGGUAUUGAAAUUUGUGAAGAGAUUAUUAAGCGAGAAAAGAAAAAAGUGGGAAGGAAAGUUGCACUCGUUGAUAUCACCAAUAGCAACAACAAAAUAGGAUAUGAAAUACAAGAAAUUGGUCGUUCUAGUCAAAGUAGAAAAGUAGAGAUGAAGUCCUUGAAGAAACUUGAGAAAACGACAGUUGGUAACAAUCAAAAGAACGAAAUGGUUUCGAAGAAGCAAAAGUUGAUAUCGAUGCCGAUGCAAAUACUAAAAGGAAGAACUAGCGAAAGAGAAGCAUUUGAUUGUCCAACAAAUAAUAAGCUUCUCCUCCAUCAUCCAACCAUUUUUGAGCCGUGUAGUUAUCCAAAAGGAAAGCCGAAGCCGGCCGGGGGAGAAACAAGCGCCGUGGACAUCACCACCACCACCGACGGGGAAUCUACCGAUUUCAAAUACAUCAAAACAAUACAAAUUAGCAGUAAAGAGAAUUCAAACUGGGUCGUCCCACCCUCAACCUUCCACCACCUGGAAACCACCCUCGCCGGGAAGGAGCGGCGAUGGAAGAAACGACUGGAAUUGCAAACGGGCGUAGUGGGAGGGGAUCGAAGAGGAAGGAAGAGGGGAUGGGAAUUCCCACAUGCAAAAUGUGGGUUGGUGGAAUAUGGCUUAAUUAACGAAGAUUUGGAGAAAUCAAAGUUAAUUAUAAUAAUGGCGGAGGAAAGAGAAGGGAUUGUAAAGUUGGUUGAGCUUCACAUUUUAGAUUCACUUUUACGAGAAACCCUUGCCCUAAUUUCUUAA